GACACUGGUCUACUCGCCGGUGGAAACCUUCUUUGUUUCUCUGUCUCUCUAUAGUCUGUGCUUUCCUUCACGCCUUGCGCCUUAUUUCUUCCCUCACUCAAAACCCAUUUGGGUCUCAUUCAAUCCACAGUGGUUCCUAUCUUUGCUUUGAAUCGUUCUCAUAUAAAUUUCGAUACUUUAUCUUGAAUACAAGUUUAUGAGAUUUCUGGGUUUCUCUGAUCUGAUCAGUUGAAACGCCUAUCUGAUCCAGUCCGGGAUUUCUCAAGCUGUUAUUGGGUUUUCUCUUCGGUGUUUGGAUAUUUUCAAACCGAAAGGAAACCACUGGAAAAUUAAGCGAUUUAGACUAAUAUUAAAUUUCCUGAUAGAUGAUACUUUGAAAAGCUAAAGCCUCCAGAUAACUAAGCCUGGUGAUAGUAUAUUUGUGAUCAAUUGGGUUUUUCAUUCUCUUUCUGAUAAAAAAAAAAAAGGCGUGCAGAAAACAGAAGAUCUUAGAAUCUUAUUCCUUUUACAUUUUUAUCUUAUUUCCUCACUCUUCUCAGCAACCAAACGGUGGAAAUGAUGGGAACUGGGUUGCGCUUUGGGCCUCUGCGCAGUGAGAACCGGUUCUACGUCCCAUCGAAAGGCAGAAAAAAUCAGAAUCAGCAAAAACAAGCUCGGAGAGGAAAAAAGGGUGAUGAGACUGAGAGGCUGGAUUCAUCUCCGACGAGCAAAGGCCCUCCAUAUUCAUUGACAAAGCCUUUGGAGCUUCCUCUAAAGCCUGCUAGUAACCUUGAUAGGUUCUUGGAAUUCACCAUGCCUUUGGUCCCGGCCCAGUAUUUCUCCAAGACGAUAAUGAGGGGGUUGAGGACUUGUGAUGUUGAGUUUCAACCAUACUUCAUGUUGAAUGAUCUUUGGGAAACAUUUAAGGAACGGAGUGCAUACGGGGUGGGAGUGCCUUUUGUACUUAAUGAGGGUGAUUCUGUUGUUCAGUAGUAUGUUCCAUAUUUAUCUGGCAUACAAUUGUAUGGCGAGCCUGCUACAGGGUCAAAUGCUAAGCCAAGGAUAUUCAAAGGGUGUAAAAGAAUUCUCCUUACAACUUACAAACCUUCCCCAAAUCAAUGUGACUGUCAUGAAUCAGGUGAGAUUUAUAAAUUUGAGGUUUUUCUAGACUGAAUUGCUAGGUUAU
Messenger RNA from Carya illinoinensis, 1165 nucleotides. RefSeq lists its product as uncharacterized. Bases 556 to 972 code for a protein of 138 amino acids. The record is from RefSeq and is a predicted model, not a curated record. Lineage: Eukaryota; Viridiplantae; Streptophyta; Magnoliopsida; Fagales; Juglandaceae. The transcript has 3 exons.